Anastrepha obliqua is the source of this 514-nucleotide messenger RNA. RefSeq lists its product as uncharacterized. The record is from RefSeq and is a predicted model, not a curated record. Bases 41 to 514 code for a protein of 157 amino acids. Lineage: Eukaryota; Metazoa; Arthropoda; Insecta; Diptera; Tephritidae. The transcript is spliced from 4 exons.
AUUGUUUUUUUUUCUUCGUGAUUAUAUAUUUUGUCGUGCAAUGGAUGAAUUAAUAGAAAUUUUAAUUGAGUUGGAAGGCGAACCGUUUUUGAACGUGUUUAUUGAAAGCGGUCUAACUAAGGAAUCAUUGAAGCUCCUAAAGCCAAGCCAUUUGGAUACAUUGAUCGACACAUCGCAGUUUGGACCAAGGGUAAUUUUUGAGCAUAAUCUGCUCAAUUGGCAAGCGCAACAGGGAAUAAAAACACAAGCCAUUCACACUGAGGCAUGCGCUUUAUUGGCAAAUGAAUAUUGUGGCGAGGAAUCUUUUGAAGCAAUACUCAGUAAGUCGGCGGGUGGAUCACAAAUCCUGAAAUACUAUGCGCAAAAAAAGUGUCUCACUCCAAAGUAUAGGAAACUUCUAGCUGCAACAGUUGCAAAUUAUUUUAUUUCUGCUGAAGUACAUCCAAACCCUAAAAUAUUUGAAGCUUUCGCCAAUAAAAUUGUGGAUUUAUUUACGAGUGAAUCUAAAGUCUGA